UGCCGUGUGUCAUAUGUGUGUGUGUGUGUUUCCCUCCCCUUUAGCUCAAACCCACAGUUAUUGCACUUUAGCCAAGGUUUGGUUUCCGUUACCUGGCGUGAAUCCAGCUGGAUAUAGGUCUGGUCGCAGCUCCGUGAAACAACAUGGGGAUUUGAAUAGAGUCCAAAGGGCCGGAAUUGAAUCGUGAAGCUUACAUCUUUUAGGUUUUAGGUCUGUCUAAAAUGAAGCACCCGAAGCUAUGGAGAGCGUUGUUUUUCAUGACGGUGUUGUACCAUCUUGGGAUGUCAAGCAGAUACGGUUGUGUUUUUGAGAGGAGGCUGUGCUCCAGAGAACAGUUCUGCUCUGACGAUGGUCUCUUUGGGCAGUGCCGUACCUCUAAGCAGGACCAGGUCCAGUACCAGGUCCAGUACCAGGUGUCAGUUCCUGUUCUGAAGAGGAUGCAGGAGGUCCUCAAACAGCUCACACUACAGGGUCUGUCCUGGCAGGAUGACAUCACCCAGUACAUUGUUACCAAAGAGCUGAGCAGAGUUCCUCACACCCCACGGUCCUCCUCCUCCUCCUCCUCACAACCCAAGCAGAGCUCCUCCAAUCAGGGAGGAUAUCCCAGCAGCUCUUCCAAUCAGGGAGGAUAUCCCAGCAGCUCUUCCAAUCAGGGAGGAUAUCCCAGCAGCUCCUCCAAUCAGGGAGGAUAUCCCAGCAGCUCCUCCAAUCAGGGAGGAUAUCCCAGCAGCUCCUCCAAUCAGGGAGGAUAUCCCAAGCAGAGCUCCUCCAAUCAGGGAGGAUAUCCCAGCAGCUCCUCCAAUCAGGGAGGAUAUCCCAAGCAGAGCUCCUCCAAUCAGGGAGGAUAUCCCAGCAGCUCUUCCAAGUCAGGGACCAGUCAGGCUGACAGUUACCAGGACUACAUGAUACUAGACCAUCCCCAGUUCCCCCUCCGCAUGCGGACCUCUCCCAUCGACCCCUACACCUAUCAACAGGAAGAUGUGGAGCGCUCCCUCCACCAGGGAGGAAGAUUCUACCCAGUGCCCCGCCCCUCCUCCAGAUCCCAACAGGCCAAACAGAGAGAGAGAGAUCGUCAGCUUCUACAGGACGUCAUCUCUCUCUAUCUGUCCUCUUCCCCUGCACAGCCCUUGUUCCGCCACCGGGGGGCAGCAGACCUGCCGGCCUCACCCUACUACGAGGACUUGGAACUGCCUGUGGACUAUGUGGAGGACUACAGUCUGACAGAGCAGGCAACAGCUAGAGCCAGGCAACAGCUACAACAGCAGAAGAUGCAGCUACAACAGCAGAAGAUGCAGCUACAACAGCAGCAACAGAAGAAGGUUCCUCAGGACUACAGCUCUCUGGCUGGGCUGGAUGAGUCUGUCCUGCAGCGUAUGGUGGAGACCCUGGAGAGGUACGGUGUUGAUCCUAGAGACCUGACACCCCAGCAGCUCUACAGACUGGCUGUGGUGCUGCAGCUGAUGAAGGCUGAGGACCAGGAGAACACAGAUCCAUUUUCCAAUGAUCUGAUCACACUGAAGGAGACACAGCAGAUGCUUAAAAGCAGUGACACCGUGUCCAACAAGGGAGAGAAUUCUCCCGUCCCUGUCCCCCCUCCCUCCUCUACCACAGUACCUGAUGUGUCCCCUAACCUGGCCCCUGCUGCCACUAGUCCCACCCUCACAGCACCUAUAGGGGGCAGUGUGACGGCCAAGGGCCCCUCUGUCUCUGUGGAAGGGAAGGAGAAAGGCUCCAAUGUCCCAGCAGGUAAUAGGGACGUUAUAGCAGCUGCUGGGGGAGGGACAGCAGCCAGGGAGGAGUACGGAUACAUCGUCACCAACCAGAGUCCUCUCAGUCUGUAUGAGGGAGUGAAACUACUGGAGCUACUGGCAGAGAGAAUCCACCUGACUACCAGAAGCUUCAUCAACAUCAGUGUUGUGGGUCCGGCCCUGACGUUCAGGAUCAGACAGAACCCUCAGAACAUGAGUGCAGAGGACGUGGCUGGGAAGACUG
Molecule: messenger RNA, 1992 nt
Organism: Coregonus clupeaformis (lake whitefish)
Lineage: Eukaryota; Metazoa; Chordata; Actinopteri; Salmoniformes; Salmonidae
Product: receptor-type tyrosine-protein phosphatase-like N
Exons: 11
Cellular component (GO): secretory granule
Source: RefSeq, a predicted model, not a curated record